UCGGGCGGGACAGAGAGCUGCAAUCUCUCGCGUGUAGUCGAGCAGCAGUUGGCAGAACUCGAACUGCAACGGCGACGGUGCAUUAUUCAACAUUCUUGCUACAGAAUGCUGCAGAACGUGUGGAAUUGCGUCUAAUAAUAGUGUAACUCUAACCCGGAUUAUCAGCUAUGUCGGUCGUGUAACGAGUGUGUGCAUCAAUUACAUGCAAGUGUCAAUUGCUUGAAGAAACUCCAGCUCAUUGUUCAACGGGAAAAAAAAGCACUUACGUCUACUACAAGUAAAUAAGUAGUGGGUUAACGUGCAUUGUGGUUAUCAAUAUCCGAAACGCGUCAUCGUUCCAAGGGUUCAUGUGUUCGUUUAGCACAAAAGCAAUCAUCCUAGUGCGUGGGCAAGAGAUUCGAAAGCGAAAGCAAACAAAAAUAAGUGAUAAGAAGUGCCAAGCAAAUUGCCAAAAAAAAAAUACGAAGAGAGUGAUUAAAUUAAGGUUUGCGAAAAUCUUCUUCGUUCUUCUCGCUGCCUGAUAGUGAAGAAGAAUAGUGACGGUGCAAAACAAGUCUGAAUACACCGAAUAGCUUCCACACAGCCGUGCUUCCAAAAUGACCCUGCCAGACACACUAAAUCCCGGCCCGGAGGUCGUCGAUCAGCUGCGGCAACUGUUCAAGCAAAGAUUGGAGAAAGAUGCGGCGAAAAUUCCCUCCGGAGGAUUUCACGAGCACGAUCUCCGUAAAAUAACAACCAACGAUGUGUGGUUAUCCAAGUUCCUGGAGAACAAUGAUCUCGACAUGAAGAAAUCCCUCGAACAGCUUUGGGAGACGUGCGUGUGGCGAAAGACCGAAAACAUCAAUGAACUCUGCGAGGACAACAUUCGGUUAGACUACGUCGAAGAUGGGAUCAUGUUUGCACAGGGGAAGGACCUCGACGGCAAAACGGUAUUCAUUUACCGAUCGAGGCUUUAUACGCGAGGCUCCCGCAAUCUGGACGAGAUGAAACGAGUGUUCCUGUACUGGCUGGAACGGUGCAUACGUGAGGCCAACGAUGACUACAUCACCUUCAUGUUCGAACUUACCGACGCCGGACUCAGUAACGUAGAUAUGGACUUUACGAAGUAUAUUAUCACUACGUUGAAAAGCUACUACCCGUAUUCGCUGAACUACAUCCUGGUGUACGAUCUUCCGUGGAUUCUGAAUGCCACUUUCCAAAUCAUCAAAAGACUCCUACCCGCAAAAGCCGUAGAUAGAUUAAGAAAUAUCAACAACAAAAACAUCCGGGACUACAUCGACGAGGACAACAUGCUGGCCCCAUGGGGUGGCAAAAAUGAGUACGAGUUCGAAUUCAUCCCGGAGAAACGCCAGCGAGAGCCUUCGCUACUUAACCACAACAACAACAACAACAACAACUGCAUCAAUCACAAUAACAAUAACAUCAAAAAGGUUCACUUCGCUAACCUUAGUCCAUCGGAGUCCGCUAUGAACGAGCCAUCCAACUCCAACUUCGAGAACACAGACGGAGAGAUGUUACGAAUAAUUCCACAGAAUAAUAUUGCAUUUACUAAGUCUGGAAACGAACUGGUCGGGAAUGUCGAAAUUAUCAACAUCCAAACGGAACCGGUUACGUAUAAGAUCAAAACGACCGCACCGGAAAAGUUUCGAGUACGACCUAGCACCGGAGUUCUAUCUCCGGGAGCUAGCGUUACCAUCAAUGUAGUCUUACAGCAGGGUCAGCAAGUCAUUACCUUGAACCGAGAGAAAUUCCUAGUGAUGUGCAUGGCAUUCGGAAGCGACAUGUCCACAAGUUCCCACGAUCUGGCAGAGCUAUGGAAGAACACAUCGCCAAACAGUGCCUCGGUGGAGCAGCACCGACUCAAGUGUUCCCUGCCGGUCAACCUAGACGACAAUAGUUUGCGGAACGGAAUGCCACUGUACGGUGCUGGUGCAGGCGGUGAUACGUUCGGUGCUGGCGCCGGAUAUGCCGUUGGCGGAGCUGACAAACAGCUCUUACACUUCCAGCAGGUCGUAUCCCAGCUGAACGACUCGAACCAUCGAUUAGAAGCGCAAUUUAAACACAAUCAAAUGAUACAGUGGAUUACGGUCGGUUUGUUUCUAGUACUGUCCAUAGCGAUCGUGUACAUUCUGAAGGCCGAAAUUAAGAAUUCUGCCGCGCAGUAUUGUUUGAAUCAUUAGGGUGCGGGGCAACACAUCGAUCGAACUUUUUUGUUUUAAUUUGAUCAUGAUAUUUUUCAAGUCCGCCACGGAACUUUUCUUUCAGCUUCAUUUUCCUUUGUGGUGGACUACUAUCUUUGGUGUGAAAUUCGAUUACUAGUUAGUCAUUCAUUGAUAUCAUCAUGUAACCCUUCUUACUGUUUGUUUUUCGUUAACAUUGUAUUUAUUCUGUUCUACUCUGCAUGCUAUGGAUGGUUUAGUAUGGCCCGGUUAAACAUAAGGUUUCUUGUACAAAAUUCGUUGAGGACUUUUAAUUUAUCAUCAUAAGAUAUUUUUAGUUGCGCAAUCUUAUCGUUUAGUGAGUCUACGGAAUGUAUCAUUUGAUAAAAAAAAAAUAUUAAAAUGCCUAGCAUCUAACUAA
Ochlerotatus camptorhynchus is the source of this 2580-nucleotide messenger RNA. Its product is annotated as motile sperm domain-containing protein 2-like. Gene Ontology annotation, cellular component: endomembrane system; endoplasmic reticulum-endosome membrane contact site. The coding region runs from base 597 to 2180 and encodes 527 amino acids. The record is from RefSeq and is a predicted model, not a curated record. Lineage: Eukaryota; Metazoa; Arthropoda; Insecta; Diptera; Culicidae. The transcript has 9 exons.